AUGAUUGGCAAUAUAUUGAAUAUUCUUGUUUUUACUCAAUUAAAAUUAUUUCGCGAUAAUCGAUCUGCUUUCUAUCUAGUUGUUGAAUCGCUAUCAGAUUUAUUAUAUCAUUUUAUUUCAAUUGUUGCAACGAUUUUAACAGCAUUGUAUGGAGAUGAUAGAAUCGGAAAAAAUCUUAUUUGGUGUCGAUUACGAUUUCUUUUAACACAAACAGCUACGCUAAUGAUGUGUUACAUAAUCUGUAUUGUUGCUUGUGAACAAUUCAUGUCAACAAAUUAUCGUUUGAAAGAAUUGUGUACAAUUCGAUUAGCUCGUUAUCUCGUUUCUAUAUUUACAUGCUUGUCGUUCAUUCAUAGUAUGAUUUUUUGUUUAUUUCUUGAAAUUCAACCAAAUGUUGGCUGUAUUAUAUUAAAUUCUGUUUGGCUUAGAUAUGCAACAUAUUUUUUUUACCCAAUUUUGAUUGGUUUUUUACCUAUUAUAAUCGCUUCAUUAUUCAAUAUUUUAGCGUUUCGAAAUGUUCAUCAUAUAGUUCGCCGUCAAAUACCAAUUGCUCGACGUCGAUUAGAUCAACAAAUGACGACAAUGGUACUUGUACGCGUUAUAAUAUAUGUUUGUUUUUUAUUACCAUAUGUUAUCUAUCGCAUUUAUGCUAUAAAUGUUCCUGUUACGCAAAAUGAUCUUCUGAACUAUUCAAUACGACAAUUAAUUCAAACUUUAUUUCAAUCUUUAUCUGCUGUGAACUUUACAAUUAGUUUCUAUAUUUUUAUACUAGUAUCACCACGAUAUCGUCAUCAAAUAAAAUUUCUUUUGAUAAGAAAAUAUUGGCGAAAAUGUAAAUCUUAUUGCUGUGGAAAUAGAAAUCAAAUUGGACCGAUGGCAAUAGAUCCAAUCGAUGAAAAUAUAGAACUCGAAUAA
Messenger RNA from Adineta ricciae, 915 nucleotides. The record is from the annotation of a GenBank genome assembly. NCBI's taxonomy places the organism in Eukaryota, Metazoa, Rotifera, Eurotatoria, Adinetida, Adinetidae.